Stylophora pistillata is the source of this 3256-nucleotide messenger RNA. Its product is annotated as rab-like protein 6. Gene Ontology annotation, molecular function: GTP binding. The record is from RefSeq and is a predicted model, not a curated record. Gene Ontology annotation, cellular component: nucleus; cytosol. NCBI's taxonomy places the organism in Eukaryota, Metazoa, Cnidaria, Anthozoa, Scleractinia, Pocilloporidae.
ACCAUCUUGGCCACGAAUUGACGGCAAUGACUUUUGCUAUGUUCCAUUGUAUUCCAUUCAGAAAACAUGGAUGAUCGUUCUCGGUGAAGCGAUUGUAAUAUAACAGGGUCUCUCGACCAUCGCCAUCUAAAAAUGUUCAGGGCGCUGAAGAAGUGGGCAAAAGGGGGAAAUGAAGAUUCCAAACUCGACACUCCAUUGGGAGUGCGGGCGAUGGGCCAGGCGUUACAACGAAAGUUUGCUCGGGGUGUUCAGUAUAAUAUGAAAAUAGUGAUAAAAGGAGACAGAAAUACUGGAAAGUCCUGUUUGUUUCAAAGACUUCAAGGAAGACCAUUCAAUGAACAGUACAUUCCAACAAAUGAAAUUCAGGUUGCAAGCAUACACUGGAAUUACAGAACCACUGAUGAUAUUGUGAAGGUGGAAGUCUGGGAUGUUGUAGACAAAGGGAAGAGAAAAAGAUCUCAGUCCAGCAGUCUCAAGUUAGAGAAUGAUACCAAGGAUGAGGCCGAGAAAGACAGCACAGUUUUAGAUGCAGAGUUUGUUGAUGUAUUCAAAGGAGCUAAUGGUGUUCUGAUGGUUAUGGAUAUCACCAAACCAUGGACUUUUAAAUAUGUGGAGAGAGAACUUCCAAAAGUUCCAGCCCAUAUUCCUGUCCUUGUUCUGGCCAACCACAGGGACAUGGAAGAACACAGGUUAGUCCCUGCAGAAGAAGUCAUAGCAUUCAUCGAACAUAUGGAGAGACCCGACAGGUGCCCUCCUGUGCACUAUGCUGAGACCUCCAUGAGGAACGGCUUUGGGCUGAAAUACAUUCAUAAGUUUCUUAAUUUACCUUUCUUAUUGUUACAGAGAGAAACUCUUAUGAAACAGCUGCAAGUCAAUGCAGAAGACACUGAGUCAACUCUUGAAGAAUUGCAGAUUCAUAAGGAGUCCGAGGAGCAGGAUUACGACAAAUUUGUUAGUAUGCUGAACCGAAGAAAAAAAGAUCAAGAAGCCAAGAAAGCUGCUGCUGCUGCUGCUGCCGCCGCGGCUGCUGCUGCAGAAGGUGAUGGCAAACAGACUGUCGCACCUGGUUCUCUUUCAGAGGCUGACAGAACAGGAAAGAAUCCUAAUGGCAGUACCACUUCUAAUGGAAGCCUCCCUAACGAGAAGACGUCACGGAAAAUCCUAUCAGCAACAACCCAAGAACCUGUUAAAGAAGCAGCCCUGUCUCAGAAUGGCUUGGCACAUUCCUCAACCAACAUCGACGAGUUUAUACCAGAGGAUGAAUUAGAUGCAGGGUUUUUAGAUGACGACGGAGGAUCAAAAGGUAAAAAGCGCAUAAAUAAACCUGCAGCUAAGAAAUUGCCACCGAAACCUGUGGAAGUGGAACAGAAAGAGAGCGACAAUAGUGAAAGUGACAAUGAAGAACGAAACCCAAUGGUGGCAGGAUUCGCCGAGGACUUGGACUCUGACGAUGAAAAUAUCCCAGCUGUUAUUACGAAUCACGUCGAUGAAGAGCUCGAUGAUGAUCCUUUUACAACAGCAAAGAAAUCGAACACAGUCUUGUCUGUUGAGUUGACUUCAAGCGAGGAAGACGAAAAAGACGAAGUGGAGACAGUUGAGGUGGAAAAGAGAAACGAUAGAGUGACGAAAGAAAAUGAAGAACAGAGGACCAAAGAAAAACAAAAAAGGGAAAGUAGGUCCUUAACGUUAGGCCUUGAAAUGCCAGACAAGUCUUUGUUGACGGAAGAACCGGUCGUAGAUGGUCUUGGUUUUGCAACAGAGGACGUCGAUGACUGGCUAAACUCGCCUGAUUCAGAUCCAAAGAUUCCGUUCCGUGCUGAAAACGACAACACUGUAAGAAAAAGCGAUACCCCUGUCAUACCUGCAGAUGAUUGGGAGCAGUUCAUGGCUUCACAAAUGAAACAACAAACCAGAGUACCAAAAAAUGCAUCCAAUUCUUUAAUAGACAUGGGCCUCGAUGGAGAAGACAAUGGAGAUACAUAUGAAGAAAUUAAAAGCCGUAAAAAGAAAGAGAACAAGAGUGGCGAGAAAUCUAAAAGUAAACACAAACGAAAGCACAAGGAUAAAGGCGAAGAAGGAGAAGACAGCGAAAGAAAGGAGAAAGAUAAAGAGAGGAGAAAACCACGGCAUCGAGAAAGCGACGAAGGAAAGGAAAGGAGGAGAAGUCGAGAUGACGAAGGCGAAAAGAAAAGGAAAGAUCGGAGCAAGCACGGUAAAGAGAAAAUCGGGGAAGGUGUACAACAUGGCGUGACAUAUGAGAAACUAUGACAGAAGAGGAGAUCCCUUCAUUAGGGUUUCUACCUUGCUUGUUGUGCCAUCAAAUCCCAUGGUGAUAAUCUAAUUCAAUAAAUAACAUAUCUGGCCGAGAUGAUAAACACAAAAAUAGGCUUAAACAAAGCUGGAUAUGUGGUUGGUUUACUGCAGAAUAAGUUGCAGAAAUGAUUCAGCUCUGUCCACUGUCUAUUGAUGUAAUUAUACCAAAUUGAAGAUUCGAUGGAAAUCGCUGAAACUUAGUACAACCGCUGUACGGUUGAGCAAGAUGCCUUGUUGCGGAAUGCUAAACGUAAACUUACAUCGAGGUGGUGAGGCAGCGCUUUGCGGUGGAUUAUCUGAUAUUCCUAAUUUUUUACGUAUGGAUUCAAUUCACAUUUUUAUAAGUUUGUUUUCUAAAUAUGAAUUAUUAGUUGUUUUAGGCUGCAACAAAUUGUAUACUAGGUGGACUUAACCAACCAUAUGGUGAUUCUAACCCUUGAUAAGCAUUACUUUGCAGUUUGUCUAACUCCUAGCUCUAGUUUUGGGUGAGUGGCUAAAUUUUUUUAAGUAACGUAUUGUGAGAUUUAUACCCAACGCCGCUUGGCGUGAUGCUUAGCGAACCUUUGGGUGAUACGUAGCAGAGGGGUUGGCGAGUUUGGUUGGUUUUCCACAUAAUGUUGUGAGCACAAACGAACAUGUAUCAAUGAAUCAGUGAACGACCGAACGAACAAACACGGCCAACGAAUCAAAAUUGAAUGACAAUACACGUAAGUGUCCUCUAAACGGAAAACUUGCAAAAGAGCCGCAAUCGGUUUUGUUUUAAUUCUGCUCUGUUACUUGGCUUCCAAUCGGAAGUAAAAAUGCAACACCUAGCGAUUUUGGAUCAGGUUAACCUGUUAACUCAUAAGAGCGACAAGCAUCUAAUUUCUUUCAACAGUAUCACCCUAAAUCAAACUUUAAGGUUAUGACAAUAAAGAAAAUGAUCGUCGCGAACUUAACAAGG